This is a messenger RNA of Cryptomeria japonica (Japanese cedar), 3237 nucleotides long. Its product is annotated as disease resistance protein RPV1-like. The transcript has 4 exons. Gene Ontology annotation, biological process: signal transduction; defense response. The coding region runs from base 1 to 3237 and encodes 1078 amino acids. Gene Ontology annotation, molecular function: protein binding; ADP binding. The record is from RefSeq and is a predicted model, not a curated record. NCBI's taxonomy places the organism in Eukaryota, Viridiplantae, Streptophyta, Pinopsida, Cupressales, Cupressaceae.
AUGGCAUCCACUUCUACAUCUGCUGGACAUGCUUUUGAUCAAAUAAUACCAUUACCAUCUGCUUCUAUUACAUCUUCAUCUGGAAUGAAAUGGAUGUCCUUCGAUGUAUUUAUAAAUCAUUGUGGAAGAGAUGUCAAACAUACACUAGCCAGCGGUAUCUACAAUUCUCUUGAUGCCACGGGUCUGCGAGUGAUCUUGGACAAAGAUGAGCUAGAGCUAGGGGAUUUCUUGCCCAGAGCUCUAGAGCAAGCGAUACGUAGUGCUUCUCUUCAUAUCGCCAUUUUUUCUAAGCAUUAUGCAGAAUCCCCCUGGUGCUUGGCAGAGCUAGCAUUUAUGGUUGAAACUGGAACCACAAUCGUUCCAGUCUUCUAUCAUAUUCAACCUUCUGAUUUAAGAUGGGCGGCUGGAGGAAAAGGAAUAUAUGCAGAUGCCUUCACUGAGCAUGAAAAGAAAAAACGAUACACUUCAGAAAAGCUUCAGCAUUGGAAACUAGCACUCCAACAAGUUUCGUGUUGUAUUGGUGGCAUCAUUAAUAACAUUGAUGACGAGCAGAGGGUGGUGAAGAAUGUGGUGAAUCGUGUAAUGAAAGAAAUGAAGAAGGUGCCAUUAGAGGUUGCCAAGCAUCCGGUGGGUCUGGAUGAAGCUGUGCAAGAGUUCAACAGGAUUGCAGUUCAAUCUGCUGGGCCGAUGCAGAUUGUCGGAAUCUGGGGCAUGGGUGGGUCAGGAAAAACUACCCUUGCUAAGGAGCUACAUAACAAGAAAUGCUCGACCGUUAAUAGGUCAAGUUUUCUUUUCGAUCUUCGGCAAGCUGCAAGGAAAGAGCUUUUGUAUGAGAAACAAAAAAGGCUUCUAGAGGACCUUGAGCUUAAAGUUAAAGGUGCAUCUUUUGACAAUGUAGACAAAGGCAAAAAGAUUCUAAAAAGCCGCUUGCGAUCUGUUUUUGCGCUAAUCAUUUUAGAUGAUGUGGAUCAUACAGACCAACUGGAUGCUUUAUUGCCCACAAAAGAAUGCCUUGGCCAUGGAAGUUUGGUUAUAGUAACCACACGCGAGAAGCGUGUUCUUAAAGCAUGGGGUAUUACCACCAUUUAUAAAAUGAGAGCUUUGAAUGAAACUCAUGCCCAACAGCUUUUCUGUUGGCAUGCAUUCUUACAACCCUCUCCAUUGAUGGGAUUUGAGGAUCUUGUUGAGAGGUUCAGAAAUGCUUGUCAUGGUCUGCCUUUGUCACUCAAGGUCUUAGGAGGUCAGCUCUAUGGAGAGUCUAGCAAGGAUUACUGGCAAGCUGAACUGGAAAAAUUGUCCAGAAUAUUACCAGACGACAUCAAAUCAAGGCUCAAAAUUAGCUAUGACGCUCUAGAUAAAGAAGAAAAGGAGAUGUUCCUGGAUAUAGCAUGUUUCUUCAUUGGAUGGAGAAGCAGUUGGGCCAUUGCAGUAUGGGACGGAUCACAGUGGAAUGGUCUGCAUGGUUGGGAAAGGCUCAUGAAUAAAUGUCUUGUCGAAUUAGAUGAGGAAAAUUGUAUAAGAAUGCACGAUCAUUUGAGAGAUUUGGGAAGAGAAAUUGCAAAUCAAAAGUCUCCCUAUCGUCUAUGGUUUCGAGGACAGAUUAUCGAGUUUCAACCCCAACAGGAAGGAAUACGAAUCCGAGGAAUAGCAAACGCAGCUGGUGAAUCUUGUUACUCCUCGCAAGGAAAGAUCAUCCUAAAUACAAGCCAAGGACCUCGCGACAUCAAGCCCUGCUCGAUUGGAUUAAAGAUUUUAGUUGGUACAGGACAUUUUUUCAAUCAACAAAAUGAUGCACUGUUAAAAGAACUGGUCUGGCUUCGCUGUUACAAAUUUCAGCACAGCGUUAUUCCAUCGUGGUUUGCAAUGAAAAACUUGAGAGUGUUACAGUUUUUUGACAGUGAGAGAUUGGAAGAUUUGUGGAAUGCCGAGGCUGAUGCAAAAAGUUGGCUGCAGAUUCCUUUGGAGUUACGAGAGUUGACUAUAAAGAACUGCAGAGUAUUCGGAGGAUUUCCAGAGUCAAUAGGACAGCUGACGCAUUUGAAGGAGAUAAGGGUAAUCGGCAAAUCGUCUAAAAUGAGGAGUCUCCCAAGAGAAUUUUGCCUUCUCCAAUCUCUAGAGCUCCUGAAAUUAUACAGAUGUGAGAAUCUAUCAUCUCUUCCCAGCGAUUUUGGCAAAUUGACCCGACUGGAGCGUCUAGAUUUAUCCUAUUGUCCUCAGUUGAAGAUGAUCCCGGAUUCCACUAGGCAGCUGACACUACUGCAAUAUCUCAAUUUAGAGGGGUGUUGGGAGCUGACCUUCAAGUCAGAGAAUAUAGACAUUCUCGAGCACAUGACAAAGUUGGAGUAUUUGAAUGUGACUGGAUGCUGGAAACUAGAAGAGUUGCCCCUCCCAAAUGGGGUGUCUUUGAGAGAGCUCUAUAUAAAGGGUACCAGGUUAAGGGAACUGCCAUCUACCAUCGGUCAGCUAAGUAAGUUGGCAAUGCUGGAGAUAAGUAGUGAGUUGUUGAAAACCUUGCCAACCUGUGUGGGUAAUUUGUCCUCAUUACUUGAACUUAAAAUAUCUUCUUGCCCUAACUUGGAAUCUUUGCCAUCUUCUCUGUGGAAUUUGUCCUCCUUAACUAAACUUGAAAUUGCAUCUUGUGAGAAGUUGCAUUCUUUACCUGACUCUCUGGGGCGUCUUAAUCUCUCGGGGCAGGCAUGUAGGAUCAAGAAUUUACAAAUAACUUCCACCAAACUGUCCAAGAUUUCAAUUCCUGAAGAAUUGUGUCCCUGCCUUGUGACUCUUACUCUUCGAUAUAAUCGGCUUCUAAGGGAGGUCGAAACCCUGCCAAAAACAUUGGAGACCGUAAAAAUAGAUCACUGUGAUGUCCUAGAGAACAUCACAGGUAUUUCUCACAUUGAAAAAUUGGAUGGGCUGCCAGGUUUUGCUAAAUUACUUUCUUUAAAAGAAGUUGAAUUGAUACAUUGCCCCAGAGUGAAGAAUAUAGAAGGUUUACAAGGUUUGGUAUCAUUGGAAAAGCUCAAAAUAGUUCAUUGUCCAGAAUUAGAAGCGGUUCCAAGUCUUGGAGAAUUGACUUCUUUAAAAUCGCUUUAUUUGCGAAGUUGCAACAAAUUGGAAAAUAUGGAAGGUAUAGAAUGUUUGAGAUCGCUGGAGAAGCUAAUUAUAAUCAGCUGUCCACAUCUAGAUGCGUUUCCAAAAUCUCUGGAAGAGCUUUUUCUCCAAAAUAUUUUGAUUUAG